This is a messenger RNA of Penicillium arizonense, 1038 nucleotides long. Its product is annotated as cupin domain-containing protein. NCBI's taxonomy places the organism in Eukaryota, Fungi, Ascomycota, Eurotiomycetes, Eurotiales, Aspergillaceae. The record is from RefSeq and is a predicted model, not a curated record. The transcript has 2 exons. The coding region runs from base 1 to 1038 and encodes 345 amino acids.
AUGUCUCUGGAAUUCACCAACCAACCUCCCGCGUCGCGGAUCCCAUAUGCCAUCCCUCAAUUGGAGGGAGAGCGGAUCACGAUCCCGGGUAGCAAAGGCGUCUUCCGCAUCUUGACCUCUGCAAAGCAAACCGGUGGAUUGAUGGCCGUGUUCACAAGCGGUGCUGUCCUUUCCGAUGCUCCAGGAUUCCACUACCAUGACCGCGCACACGAUGUUUUCUUGGUCACAAAGGGCUUCCUGAAGCUCUAUAAUGGAGACCAGUGCCGGAUUAUGGGUCCGGGUGACUUUGCAUAUGUUCCUCCGAACGUCAUUCACAUGCCCGACAUGAUUGGCCCCCAUACAGAGCUUCAGGGCUUGAUCACCCCCGGUGACUGGGUCGACUUCUUCCGUUAUGUGUCAGAGCCCUUUGAGGGAGUCCUCGUUCCCGAAGGUGAUAAUCGUGAUUUGAAAUCUCUUCUUAUUCCCAAGGUCAUGGCCGCCAAGGGACAGUUUGAUGUCGUCUUCCAACCGCACCAUGUGCCCCCACAAGUGUCUGAGUGGACAAAGGAAGACGAGAAAUUACCGGAAGGCCCGACUGGAUACUUCCUGCGCGCCAACACCGGUCCCAAAUGGAUGCUUGGAGGUGUGAUGUCUCGUCCAUUUGUCACGACAACACAGAGCACUGGAGUUUGUGCCAUCUCCAGCAUUGAGUCGUCGAAGGAUUACGGCGAGACUGUGUUCUCCAAGUAUAUGACUUUCCCCACGGUGGAUCACUGCUUCCUUGUCAUGGAGGGCGCGCUCCGGGUUAAGCUGCAAGGUGCUGAUGAUGCCGUCUUCCGGGAGGGUGAGACUAUUGUUAUUCCUGCUGGACAGACAUUUUCACUCGUCUUUGAGAGCAAGUUUGUUAAGUUCCACUCUUUCACCGAUGGCGAUGGUAUUGAAUCAUUGAUCCACGCUGCGGGCAAGCCGUUCGAGGGCGUAGUGCUGCCAGAUCAGGCACCAGCAUAUGAACAGUCUGAAGUGGAAUCGGCCGCAGUGCGUCUGAAUGUGACAUUUUAG